AAUAAUGUUAAGAUAUCCUCCGUAGCUGUCCGAGGAAAGAUACGUCGAAUUAAACCCGAUUCUUGAUUCUCCCUUCUUCUGUCUCUGCCCCGAUUGUCAUAAUGAUCGAUGUGCUCUAUCGAUUUGUUCCAGGAGAACGGUUGCCUGUACUCGCACAUACGAUGGGGCGAGGCCUUCGUCGUGGUCUACAGCGUGACGUGUAAGCGUAGCUUUCAGGAAGCCAGGGGACUUCUCAAGCAACUCGCGGAUCUACGCCUGCCGUCCUAUUUCACCGCCCUCCUGCUCGGCAACAAGAGAGAUCUGGAUCACGCUCGAGAGGUGUGCGUAGAUGAGGGCCAACAACUGUCGCUGGCGCACGGAUGUCAAUUUUACGAGGUGAGCGCUGCGGAGAGUCCCGCAGGAGCUGCGUUGGCCUUCCAAGCGCUUCUGCGGGAGGCGAGAUCGGUGCAGCUACUGCGAGCGUUGCCGAUCCGCAGGAAGCUCGGUGUGCACUCAGUCUCGAGGGUCCUCGGUACGAUUUUCGGCAAGAACACCACGAAGGAUCGCAAGAAGAGGCCGUCGUUGAGCAUAUGACGCCUCCUAGGCGCCCUCCUCCUCGGAGGACGAGACGAGCCGGGCAGAAGGGCCGACAUCGUCGUCCUCAGCAGCAACGUCUACUCGAGUCGCUAACGAGGUCCUCGGCAGGAACGAGUCGCCGCCGCUUCGAAUUUGGUAUGAAUUUCCCUUCGAUCUUGUGCCUUUCCGAACUCCGAAGAGAGUGAUCGCGCAAUCGGACAACGCUCGAUCUCGACUUUGGAAGCGCUCUUUUCGCGAGAUCCCUCGUAAUGACGUCGUCGCCGGAGGAAGAACGCGCUCGAUACGAGGGGCGAUCGAGUUUCCGCGGUCUUGCAGCGUUCAGGAUCUGAAGCCACGUGAAUCCAAGGCUGAUUUUCCGGCGUCGUGAUCGCGCGAAUUGUCCGAGGACCUCGAAAGUGCAACUUGAGAGAGCCCACGGGACACCCGAGGUCCCGCGGCGGGAUCUGACAACCUGGACGACAUCCGACGGGUUCCCGAGGCAUCAUCAGGACUGCGAGAAGGUCGUUCCGCUCGUCCGGAGGGCGAAAUCCCCCCCCCCCCCCUUCCCUCUUCGUGAAAAGAAGAACUACUGCGAGUGUUCGCGCGUGCGAUCCUGUUUUCAGCGCGGCAUUGAUGUGUCCUCGCGCGAGCGAGAGCAAUGAGUCAACGCCUCCUGACUGCUCGACAAUCGUUUCUUUUUGUUUUCCUUGGAAUACAUCUCGCGGUGACAUCUCGCAGUGAUCACGAGUGACCGGCAAAGUUGUUCCUGAACACGUUAGUCCUUAAGACGAUCGACGGAGAACGAUUCUUCCGGUCGCGCCUCGCAACCGGUUCCGCGAGUGCAAAUUUUAUAAUUUGGUACGCAUAACACCUUGCAACGCUCACUCGGUGUUUAAGUUAUUACGUCGCUAACUCUAAACAGUAUAAGUCGUCUCGCGUCGUUCCUGCUGCAUUUACAAACGUUCCACAGACGCACUUUAAAAGACAUCCCUACGCAACAAGAGUCGAGAUAGACUUUGAUUCUCGACAAGAACGUUAUCACAGCUUCUCGGCGCCGCGAUUAUCUUUUCAGAAUUAUUUUCCGGUUUUUAUAUUUCAUAAUUUUUCUCUCGCGUUCUGCUUUGCCCCAAGAAUUUUUUCGCGUUCGAGCGAAACGCGUUGUACUGUUUAGAGUUCAUUUAAUUUCUUUUUUUUUCUCUUUCGAUGCUCCCGAACGAAACCCGUGAGUCUUUCAAAUUUCGAUGCUCCCACCAAGUGGAGAAGAUCGCGAUUCGAUUUCCUGCCUACCGCCUUAGCCGUCUCUCGAGAAGUGUUUGCGAGCGGCUCGUCGAGAGCGACCGCGACACCUUCGCCGGGCGUGAUUGAUUCGAUGAUUUAAAUGUUCCUAAAGAAAGUAGCCUAAGUGUAAAUAGCGCACACGUUCGCUUAUCAUACUUCGCGGAGGGAUUCUUCGUGGAGACUCGAGUAAUCGUUAAGAUUUGCAUACGAGAGAAGAGAAAUAAUGAAUGCGAUUGCUGGAACUCCGGACCCAUUAAAAGUUAUCGUUGUCGAAUUGUCAAAUGACUAAGAGGACAACGCGAGGAAGCAUCAUGAAAGCAUCGAAUUCCGGAAGAUUUGGAAAAUUUCCCAUGAAAUUCCAUUCGCUGUUUUAUUGCAUACGGCUUUUGUGAAUUCCUACACGGAAAAAAACUUAAUAUCAAUUCAAGGUUCAUAUUCUCAUAUAUAGAAUGUUCCGCGAAUAAACCGACAAACUUCGUCAGCGUAUUUGAGAGGUCAUUCUGAACAAAAAACGUUAUGUAAACAAUGAAUCAAUUCGGCUUCUUUAUCGAGAUACGGAAGUUGUAUUGAUAUGAACCACAAAUAAUCAGAGGCGUUCAAAUUUAACUUAAUUUUUGUUUAAUUAUUUGUGUGAAAUUGCGUUUAAUAUUGACAUAAUGUACUAAUAUUUACACAUAUUGUUAAAAAUAAGCACUUCGUGGUUUUAUGCAAGUAGACGCUUCCAUUGACCGCAUCCAUACAAUAUCUCAAAAUCAUUGCUAAUAUUAACUCAUAUAAUUUUAUAUGAAGAUGAAACUUACUUAUAUGGAGAAAUUCUAUGUAGUUCAACUAAAAAUAUCAUAUUCUUGUUAUUCAAGAAUAAUUUUCACGAAUUGAAAGGAAAAAGUAUUGAAUAGAAAGAACUAUAUCUUCAAGCUAAGAAUUGUAGUCAGUUUGAAGAUGUUCUUUCUAUUCAAUAUUUUUCUUCUUAAUUCAUAACACAUUCUUGAAUAACAAGAAUGUGAUAUUUUUAAUGGAACUAUGCAUUGGAUGGAUGCAAAAGUUUUAAUGGUUUUGCAGUAGUUGUAAGCAAUAUUUUUAUAUUGCACUAUUAACAGACAUGUUUAUUAUAUAUCGUUAAAAAGGUAACACUAUCAGUUGUCAUUGAAAAAAAAUUAUUUUCGAAAAAAUGCAAAUAAAAAAGCCUGACUUUUUAUAAUAAAACUAGUGUUCUUAAAUAUUUAGAAAAAUUACCUCUGGGAAAAAACCAGUUUUUCGCGACAGAUCAUGACAUUGUAUUACGAGCAUAUCAAGUACAUUAUAUAUAAACAAUCGCGAGUAUAUAUAAGAAUAUGUAUUAUACAUGUGAAGAUAUGAGUCGUGAAUUGAUACUAAUUUUUUUCCAUAUAAAUUUGCAUACAAAAUAGAAACGACUUUUAAUGGGUUAACAAGUAUCAACGAUCGUUCGAAUGGCUGCCAUGUUACACGUCGGUGACGACAAACCGAUUAUCGCGUGUCUCGUCCACUAUUUACCGUAGAAAGCCUUUGGGCGUUUGCCUUUUUGCUAAGCCUUACAAUCGCGCUUCGACGUUUUUGUAAGUCGUCCUUUUUUCUACGACAAACAUAGAGACUACGGUUGACUUUAAGGUUCGCGUAGUUCGUAAACGCUUUUCAGUGUCUUCCGAACGACGUAAAGCUCGUCACACGAUGCCUCUUUUACUAGAAACCAACGUGAUUUUUGACGAUAGAAAACGGUUCUAUAUGCAUACGUCGAUUAAUUAACGAGCGGUGAAUUGCACAACGCUUUUUUUAGCGCGUCGGUUUUUAGUAAAAAAAGUCCACGAGCGCACGUGAGUCGAGCUUUCAAAAGCGGCCUGUCUCGUCCUGAGGCAGGAUUCAGCAGCGAAGUGCGUAUCUCUCUUCUCGCGAUACAUUCCACUUGAAAAUUAGCGUCUAAUGUGUGUGAGUGCGUAAUUCGAUUCCAGGCAGAUCGUCGCUGUAUUCGAAGUGCUAGUCACUUGUUAUCGAGAGGAGAUAAUAAUAAAGGAGCGUCUUU
Messenger RNA from Dinoponera quadriceps, 3868 nucleotides. Its product is annotated as ras-related and estrogen-regulated growth inhibitor-like. Gene Ontology annotation, molecular function: GTPase activity; GTP binding. The transcript has 2 exons. Bases 109 to 573 code for a protein of 154 amino acids. The record is from RefSeq and is a predicted model, not a curated record. Lineage: Eukaryota; Metazoa; Arthropoda; Insecta; Hymenoptera; Formicidae.